Messenger RNA from Volvox carteri f. nagariensis, 525 nucleotides. RefSeq lists its product as uncharacterized. The record is from RefSeq and is a predicted model, not a curated record. NCBI's taxonomy places the organism in Eukaryota, Viridiplantae, Chlorophyta, Chlorophyceae, Chlamydomonadales, Volvocaceae. Gene Ontology annotation, molecular function: phosphatidate phosphatase activity. The transcript is spliced from 4 exons. The annotation marks the transcript as partial.
GGAGCCAGCGAGCUGCGUGCGUACGUGUACUACUUGCCUUGGCGCACCCGCAUUGUCAUCUCGGACAUUGACGGCACGAUCACCAAGUCGGACGUGUUGGGCCACCUGCUGCCCGCCAUGGGACUGGACUGGUCGCACCCGGGCAUCGCGGAGCUGCUCACCAACAUUCGGCAAAACAACUACCUGAUCAUGUACCUGAGCUCUCGCUCCAUCAGCCAGGCCAACAUCACCCGCGACUUUAUCAACACGCUGGUCCAGGGGCAGCACCGCAUGCCGCUGGGGCCCGUCAUCAUCUCGCCGCACGGUCUGCUUCCGUCGUUGUACAGGGAGAUGAUUCUGCGGCGGCCGCACGAGUUCAAAAUUGCGACACUGCAGGACAUUCGGGCACUCUUCCCGUCGGACUGGAACCCGUUCUACGGUGGAUUUGGAAACCGGGACACAGACGAGAUCAGCUACCGCGAGGUGGGGGUGCAGCCCUCACGUAUCUUCAUCAUCAAUCCACGGGGCGAGCUGCGCCAGCCGAUC